AUGACCUGCGAGAGCGGCCCCGACUGCACCGCAUUGGAAGAAUUUUUUCAAUGUUGUCCAGACUACUACGGCUACAUGCCUGACCCAAAAGCGUUCGCAUCCGACAUGGCGGCCGGUCACUCCGACAUAGUCUGGGAUCCUUCCAUGGCCGCCUUCCUAUGUGGAUGCUCCGAUGCUCAGCAAAUGGCAGGCAUGCCAGGUGGCUAUGCCAACCUCAGUGCUGCAACAUCUACUGCAUCCACGCCGCAGCUAACCCCGAGUCCCGUCGCUUUCAACUCUCAGGCUGGGCAGCUACUCCAAUCGACCACGAUGCACUCUCACAUCAAUGCUCAGAUGCCCCAGAUGCCCGGCAACGUCCCUCAGUAUUACAACACCCCGCAAUCUACGCAGUCCCUACAGCCUCAAGCACUGGCGCACAAAUGCCAAUGGGGCGGGUGCUUCGCGUCGUUCGCAUCCCUCGCAGAGCUCGUCGGGCACGUCAACCUCCAGCAUCUCCGCCUCGUUUCGGCCACUCCCACAUCGAUGUCGUCUCUUCCGCCGCUGCAGAUGCAGCCUGGACACCAGGCCGUCUCACGGCAACGGGAUUUCCGUGAUGGGCUCUCGUGCAUUCCAUCGGGCCCGUCGACCGGAACCCAUUCGACAGCGCUCUGGUGUCCUCGCGAGCCACUGCUGGAGGACCACCUGGGUCUGCCUCUGCGUUCGCCGAAGGGAGAGCAGGCGCCUGGACAGAACCACUACAAGCGCCGUCUCGGCCGCAUCGAGUGUCUCACCCCUGAUGGGUCCACUGGCUGGGAAGCUGUACCCGCUAUGGCGAAAAAGGGUUUCGAGCAAGCAGAAUAUUGCGGCACUUGCAGUGCGAGAUCGUGGCAGUACUUCUCGGAGGCCGCAACCCUCGCGCAGCACAAGCGGCGGCAUACGCAAGAAAAGCCAUACGUCUGCGAUUUUCCCGGUUGCGGCAAGUCGUUCGCCAUCACGGGUGCGCUCACCAUCCACAAGCGCACGCACAACGGCCACAAGCCGUUCAAGUGCACAUAUUGCGACAGAGCGUUCGCGGAGUCAUCGAACCUCUCCAAGCAC
Molecule: messenger RNA, 1077 nt
Organism: Fomitopsis serialis
Lineage: Eukaryota; Fungi; Basidiomycota; Agaricomycetes; Polyporales; Fomitopsidaceae
Exons: 6
Biological process (GO): regulation of transcription by RNA polymerase II
Cellular component (GO): nucleus
Molecular function (GO): RNA polymerase II cis-regulatory region sequence-specific DNA binding; DNA-binding transcription factor activity, RNA polymerase II-specific
Source: RefSeq, a predicted model, not a curated record